UGAGCGUGUAGUGUUUUUGUUGACUUUUCUUCAGUGACAAAGUAUUUGAUCGAAUUGAUUUUGGGAAUUUAUCGGAAAAUUUAGAUUAGAUUUACAAUGGCAGACCCAACAGAACAUCUUCUGGCAUUGAAAGUAAUGCGCCUGACACGCCCAACACUGGUGAGUUCUCAGAUCGUGACAGCAGAAGCAAAAGAUUUGCCACAGAACACAUUCGAUAAAGUUCUAAAAGGCACUGCCACGACAGUCCAUGGCAGUGAAACACUGGCCGCAGGUCAACUGAUGCUGUUACCUCAAAGUUUUGGCAAUAUAUACCUAGGUGAAACGUUUUCCAGCUACGUGUGCGUGCACAACUGUCGCGCUCAUCCUGUGAGUAAUGUCACGGUGAAAGCGGAUUUGCAGUCCAACAACACCCGGAUCAGUUUGCCAAUCCAUGCGGACAAGCAAGGACCACUAACAUUACAUCCCGAUGAAACACUAGACGAUGUGAUACAUCACGAAGUUAAAGAAAUCGGAACGCAUAUAUUAGUAUGCGAGGUAUCUUAUUUAUCUGCAGCAGGACUAGAGGCUUCAUUCCGCAAGUUUUUCAAAUUUCAAGUGGUCAAGCCAUUGGAUGUCAAAACCAAAUUUUACAAUGCUGAAACAGAUGAAGUCUAUUUAGAGGCACAAAUACAAAACAUUACUGUCGGGCCAAUUUGUUUGGAGAAGGUCGAGCUGGAAAGUUCAGAGCAGUAUACUGUGGUUUCCUUGAAUAAGUUACCAUCGGGGGAAUCUGUGUUUUCGCAAAGGACGAUGCUUCAACCCCAAAAUAGCUGUCAAUUUUUGUAUUGCAUCAAACCUUUGCCGGAAAUUAUGAACGAUCCUAAAGCAUUGAAGGCUGCCAAUAACAUUGGCAAACUGGAUAUUGUAUGGCGAUCAAAUUUGGGAGAGCGUGGUCGUCUGCAGACGAGUCAGCUUCAACGUAGUCCCAUUGAAUAUGGUGAUCUAAGGUUGACGGUUAUUGAAGCCAAUAGCACAGUUAAAAUCAGCGAUGGUUUUGACUUUAAAUGCCGUGUCACGAACACAAGUGAACGAUCGAUGGAUUUGGUGAUGAACCUGAAUACCAAGGCGAAAAUGGGAUGCGGCUACACUGGACAAACUGAAAUUGCGUUAGGAACUUUGGAACCAGGGAAGUUUAUCGAUUUCAGUCUUACCGUGUGUCCGGUACGAUUAGGAUUAAUCACGAUUAGUAAUCUGCAGCUGACGGAUGUAUUCAUGAAACGAAAGUAUGAAUUUGAUGACUUUGUGCAGGUAUUUGUUGUCGACGAAGAUUAUGAGGAGAAUGAUUUUCAAUUGGACAAGUACGUGCGAUAUAGCAUUCCACAAUCAGUCUAGGACGACUUGGUUCAGUUUACUAAAAUAAGUUUUAUUUAUUCAAGUAUAAACAAAAUCGUUACAGAAAGAAAUAAAAGUAGUCACAAAAAGCUUCCUGUCAUCAGAUUCAGGAAAA
This is a messenger RNA of Topomyia yanbarensis, 1486 nucleotides long. Its product is annotated as probable trafficking protein particle complex subunit 13 homolog. The transcript has 4 exons. The coding region runs from base 97 to 1371 and encodes 424 amino acids. The record is from RefSeq and is a predicted model, not a curated record. Gene Ontology annotation, cellular component: TRAPPIII protein complex. Lineage: Eukaryota; Metazoa; Arthropoda; Insecta; Diptera; Culicidae.